GCAAAUGCUUGAACUUUUUCUCUUUUUGAUCCCAAUUCCCAAGUUCUAGUUUUUUGCGUGUUUAUCUUUGGGGAAGUAAUUUUCCAAAAUCUUGGGUUAAUCUUAGUAUCUUCAAAGUUGCCUAGCUAGUUAUCUCGUAUGGAAGAGCAUGCUUUGUUCCGUGAUUUUGCUGAUAGAAUGAUGGAGAAGGACAGAGAAAUUUCUAAACUUUUAGAUGAGAACAAGAAUCUUCAAUGAUCUCCGGAACUGAGGCUUACUGUAUGUUUACUUGCUUUUCUCUUUUGUGUAUAACAUGUUGACGAGGAGGUUUUCCAUUUUAUCAUUCGUAGCUGACACUGCAAUGAAUGUUUCAAGCUGGUCAGGGAGAUGAUUACAACAGGGUAUGGUUUCUAUUUUCAUGCUGCUGCUUAACUAAUACUUCGCUAGUUUGGAAAGAAAAUUGAUAUGUACUUCUUGGAUUUAAAUCUAUUGCCAUAUUGUGGACAUUGGACGCCUUACAUUUUUUUCCUUCAAACUGGUAUUAUCAAGUAUGCAGAGACAAGAUGCUCCAAAUAGCACCUCUGCAGCAGAACAGCAGAUUCUGCUUUUGGCAAGACUACAGCAGGCCCUGAGGGAGGAAGAUCUCGCCCAGUCGCAGCGACAUAUUUUAGCACUUCAGGAGGAAAUCGAAGAGCUUGAACGCGAAGACAUACGGUCUGCACUGUCAGCAGGAAGCCAUGUUGAAGGAGGAGCUCAGAAACAUGGAAGAAUGCAAAAGAGAGAUGGUGUUGAUCUGACAUAUCUGAAAAAUGUUAUCCUUAAACUUCUUGAAACACGCACCUGGCCUUGUAGGCCUACUAACUAAUAGUCAGUUUUGUGAUGUACUUCUACCGGUACUUCUACCAGUAUGAUACUGGUUCAAAUUCCUUUUUUCUUAAAAUUUGUGUCUGUUCCAAAAAAAGAAAAAAAGAAAAAAAAAGAGAGAACUUCUUGAGACAGGUAACAGCUAGCAGUUACUUUCAGAGCCAGGAAAUUUGUUUAUUUUUUCUGAAUUUGGUUUAUAUUUUCUAAGUUACGCAUGAAUCAU
Molecule: messenger RNA, 1066 nt
Organism: Rubroshorea leprosula
Lineage: Eukaryota; Viridiplantae; Streptophyta; Magnoliopsida; Malvales; Dipterocarpaceae
Source: the annotation of a GenBank genome assembly